Molecule: messenger RNA, 1522 nt
Organism: Durotheca rogersii
Lineage: Eukaryota; Fungi; Ascomycota; Sordariomycetes; Xylariales; Xylariaceae
Exons: 1
Coding region: 128-1330 (400 amino acids)
Biological process (GO): protein lipoylation
Cellular component (GO): mitochondrion
Source: RefSeq, a predicted model, not a curated record
UACUGCCGCUUUGCCAAUGGGGUCAAUGGCACGCGACAGCGCCUAAGUAGACAUGUAGUGCGCUGCUACACACGCAUACACACCUACACACCUAUAUGCACCACACAGCCGGACCGUUGCCGAUCCCAUGUCGCUCCGCCACAUCGUGAUCCCCUCGUGGCCGCACCACACUCCGCCGAAGUUCCCCACAUUCGUCCUUGCUUCCCGCGUCCAGGCGAAGAUACAGCGGGACCUGCUGGACUGGAAGGUCGCCGCCACCCUGGCCGCUGGAGCUGAGCCGCCGUACACCCCGACGCCACCGCUCCCGACCGUUAUCUCCUUCACCCCCGAACCCACGUAUACCCAGGGCCGCCGCCAGGUUAAGGCUCCCAACACGGUCCAGUCCACACGCUUGCGCGCGCCUCUCCACGUAACCCCCCCUUCGGCCCCCUCCUACCUCGGCGACAGCACCGGCGGCAGCAGUGGGAAUGUUUUCCGUCCUAUCAUCGCGCGCACGCCGCGCGGCGGCCUGACGACGUACCACGGGCCGGGCCAGGUCGUCCUCUGGCCCGUGGUCGACUUGUGGUCCCCUUCUCACCCCCACUUCCUCGUCGGCGGUUACAUCAGCCUGCUGGAGGCCACCACUGCCGCCGUCCUGCGUAAGGUCUUUGGUCUGAACGCCUUCACCGACCCAGAACACCGAGGUGUGUGGGUCAACGGGUUGAACACGGACAUUCCGCCUCCGCCACCCUCCACCUCCUCGCCUGGCGUACCCACCGGAGCGGACCAAGGCGGCGACGGGGUGAGGAGCGAGAGCAGGAGUAAUAAAGAUGAAGUAGCGAUAUUACGUGAGAGCGAAUUAUAUAGUAAAGAAGCGUACAAGCGCGGGGAGGAGCCACGCAAGAUUGCGGCUGUCGGCGUACACCUUCGCCGCCAUAUCACCUGCUUCGGCACCGCGGUCAACCUCUCGGUGCCCGUCACCGGCCCCGAGGACAUAAAUCCCUGGGCGCGCUUCGUGCCGUGCGGCAUCACCGGCCGGCGCGUCACGAGCGUCGCCGCGCAGCUGCGAGACGUCGGCCUGCCGCCGCCGCCGCCGUCGCCGUCAUCGCCGUCGCCCUUGGAGUCGGAGGGGUUCGCGUCCGCGUGGGCGGCCGAGUUCGCCGACCGGCUGUACAACGACGCAACGGGCGGCAGGAGAGCGACCGCCGAUCCCCGGAUCACCGUUCGCACCACGGUGGAGCGGGUGGACUGGGAGCGGUGGAAGCAGGAGGAGAAUUUCGACGAAGACGGGGACGACACGUUCGGCUGGGAGGAGACCGAGCGGCGCUCGCAGCUGCCCUCUGGCCGGUGACGGGGCCGGCAAGGCGGGCGGGGACCCGGUGGCAGAGCGAGCCUGCGUGCACGUGAUGCUACGUGCGUCCCGCAGGCAAGGCGAGGAAGUCCUACCGCCGAGACUCUUACCAGAGCAUAGAGAUGAGAAAGACAGAGAGAGCGAGUGAGAGAGAGCGAGUGUGAGUGAGAGGGACUAGGUAAAUAGAGCGCA